GGAGUGGCGCGGAGCGGAGCAGGGGGGAGCGGAGCGCUGCCCCGGCUGUUGACCGCCGUCACCCCGGGCCGACCCGAGCAUCCCGCUCCGGUGAGUACCCUGUUCUGCCGGGUGCCGAGCGUGCCCCGGGCUAUCGGUGCUCCCCGGGGUUUCGGUGCUUGUCGGGUUUCCUCGGCUUGCAGCCCGCCGCCUGCACCGCUGCGAGCAUCGCCCAGCCGAAGGAGACACCGGACGGACAGAGCUCUCUCAGGGGCGAUGCUGCCGAGUCCUGCCCCCGGCAGAAGGAAGUCUGUGCCGCCGGGGCCGCCCUCCCGGGCGAACGGAGGAAAAGCCCCCGGCACCGGAGAUGCGCGGCCCGGGAGAGCGUGAAGAGCAGCUCCGCCUGCGCUGUUAUUAAAGGGAAAAGCAUGCUAGAGCCGGCUGCUCCGACGGCCGGAGCGCAGCCCCUCUGAGCAGGAGGUGAGAUUAUCCCGUGGUGGUCAUGGAGAGCUAUAACCUGGCAGAGAAGCGCUGAAACCAUUCGUCCCUGCUGGAAGAGGAACCACUCCUGGCAUCACCGCCUUCGUGCAGAGGGGAGCUCACUCAGGUCCUUCCUCCUCCUCUCUCCCUCCUUUCACCCCCUUCAGAGAACGACGGAGGAAAGAAAGAAACAACUGCGACUUGGCUCUUGCUGGUGCUGGGAAUACUGUGCCUUUUGCUUGGGAUGAUUCCCUCUGACAGGAUGUACAAAGCUCGACCGGAACCGAGCCGGCCAACGAAGUUUGCAGAGAGAUCUAUGGAGUCUAUGGGAUGGAGGUAGCCGGGCACACACUGACGGGGUCAGUCACACAUUGCCCACCAACGCUGCCCCACUGCUUGCUGCAGGACUAAUUCCUGGGGACUAAACUUCGGUGGCUCCUGUUUUGCUGAUUGAUGCUUUCAGGGAACAACACAUGCCUGCAACUGAUACAACGUUGGGUCUGUUUGUAAGAUUUGCUAUGCAAUUCCAAACCUAAAUGAGGAGAAGAGGCGGCCCUGCAUCCCAGAGCAAACAGAAACGAAGGUGAAAGGUAGGAGCCAGAAUUUCUCAUUUCGAUAAAAACUAAAUAACCUGAGCUACUUCGUACUGAAAACCUUUAAAACACGCCUGCUGUAUGCUUAUUUCCUUUGUCUCUGGAAGUGUAAAACUUGAAACGAAGUGAAGAAUUGCUCACUGAUGCUGCCCAGAAGCAGAGAACUGGUGGAUUUUGUAACAGGAGCAUGCUGAGGAGGAAGGAUGGGGUGUUUAAUCAGCGAGACAUUUAGGGAACCAAAGCAAAGGAAAAGCACCUCGUACGGUACGCAUCAGUAAAUAUGAAGGGCUAGUGCAAUGGACGCUGGAAACACUCGAUCAAUAGCCUAUUUAAGUGGGAAUAUAUGCAAGCAUGGAAAAGUGAUUGCUUUCCUGUCUGUGGGGUAUAUUUGCAGAGGACAGAAGCAGAACAUUUGCAGGUGAGCUGUCUGAAUCAGGCUGCUUCAUGCUGGGGUGGUGCAGUGUGUUCCUGAAGGGACUGCUUAAAAACCCCUCAGUGGAGUUGACUGUAUUUGCACAUUUUCAGUUCCUGCUCAUAGAGCUUUCAGUGUCGUUCAGGGAGAUUCAGAGUAGGUGAAGUCCAUUGGGGCUUGAGGGGACUGUAACCAGGAGCCUUUGGUCUGUUCAGAGAUGACUAAUUAACGGACAUCUCAUGCCUGCUAUCUGUAAGGAAAGGAGCUGAUGUUGUCAUGAAAAUCAUGAUGUGAUUUUCCCUCAGGAGAAAUUAUGACUUGGAACGACACCACUAUGGAUGGGGAAGGGUUGCUUGCGGAAAGGGACUCUUCCUUUCGGAUCCUCACGGGCUGCUUCCUCUCGCUGCUGAUCCUCUCCACGCUGCUGGGAAACACGCUGGUCUGCGCAGCUGUCAUUAGGUUUCGCCACCUCAGGUCCAAAGUGACCAACUUCUUUGUCAUCUCCUUGGCCGUGUCAGACCUCUUGGUGGCGGUUUUGGUCAUGCCUUGGAAAGCAGUGUCUGAGAUCGCUGGUUUCUGGCCUUUUGGUUCAUUUUGCAACAUCUGGGUGGCCUUUGAUAUUAUGUGCUCAACAGCCUCCAUCUUAAAUCUCUGUGUCAUUAGUGUGGACAGAUACUGGGCCAUCUCCAGCCCAUUCAGGUACGAGAGGAAAAUGACCCCCAAGGCAGCCUUCAUCAUGAUCAGUGUGGCGUGGACUUUGUCUGUGUUGAUUUCCUUCAUCCCCGUGCAGCUGAACUGGCACAAGGCUAAAACCACGAGCCUUUUGGACUUGAAUGCCAGUUUACAAGGUAUAAGCACAGACAACUGUGAUUCUAGCCUAAACAGGAUGUAUGCCAUCUCCUCUUCUGUAAUUAGCUUCUAUAUACCUGUGGCCAUCAUGAUAGUAACCUACACAAGGAUAUACCGGAUUGCUCAGAAGCAAAUACGACGAAUUUCAGCUUUGGAGAGAGCAGCAGUGCAUGCCAAGAACUGCCAGAACACAAGUGGCAACAGAAGCAGCAUGGACUGUCAGCAACCUGAGAGCAACUUCAAAAUGUCCUUCAAGAGGGAAACAAAGGUUCUAAAGACUUUGUCAGUGAUCAUGGGGGUGUUUGUGUGCUGCUGGUUGCCAUUUUUUGUGUUGAACUGCAUGAUUCCCUUCUGCGAGCCCACCCAACCGUCCAAGGGAGCAGAAGCUUUCUGCAUUAACUCUACCAUCUUUGAUGUUUUUAUUUGGUUUGGAUGGGCUAAUUCUUCCCUAAACCCCAUCAUCUAUGCCUUCAAUGCUGAUUUCCGCAAGGCGUUUUCCACCCUGCUAGGAUGCUACAGGCUCUGCCCAAUGUCCGGCAAUGCUAUAGAGACUGUUAGCAUUAACAACAAUGGAGCGGUUGUGUUUUCAAGCCAACAUGAGCCCAAAGGGUCCAGCCCCAAAGAGUCAAAUCUGGUUUAUCUGAUCCCACACGCAAUCAUCUGUCCGGAAGAAGAACCUCUAAAAAAGGAAGAAGAGGGUGAACUAUCUAAGACCUUGGAGAAAAUGUCUCCAGCAUUGUCGGGUAUUUUGGAUUAUGAAGCUGAUGUUUCUUUGGAAAAGAUAAAUCCCAUUACACAAAAUGGGCAGCAUAAAACCUGAACAGUGAGGUGUACCCAGCAAAACAUAAUAGUGUACAAUGUGAUCAUCUUUAAAAAACAAAAGAUACAAUCUUUUUGUAUGAAACUAAGCCCUAGGGAGAAGUACACAUUUACAUCAAUCCCUGAAUGAAUUUUCCUGGCAUUACAUUUAAUAUUUAAAACACUAAACAGCAAAAAGUUACUGAAAAUUGGUUAAAAAAAAAUGGAUGUUGAACUGUGCUGUUCAUACUGAGGAAUAUACACAAGUUUGGAUACAGUGCAGUGAGAAAAUAGUGCUUCUCCUCUGCACCUAGAGAGGCCGAUUUCUUGCUCCAAGUGAGGCAAAAGAUAAAUGUUAAGUAUUUAAAGAUUCAUGUUUACUAGAAUAUAAAGGAUUGCUGUGUUUUGUGAUAGUGGGUGUUAACAGAUCCUAGUUAAAGGCUGAGGGAUUGUAAAGGGAGGUAGAGGCCUUCUUAAAAUUAUUUCUGAACAAAUAAUUGAGCCUUAUGAGAAUGGUUAUUUUUAAAGCUUUGGGAGUUAACAUGUUGAUACUGGUUUUAUUUAUUUAUUGUUUUAAAUUGAUAUUUUUCAUAUGUUAUUACAGAUCUAGCUUUAUUUAUGUUAUUUAAGAUGUCUAAAUAAUGGGAUAUUUUUGGAGUGUCAUUACUGCAUUGUGGCCAGGCAACCAGUCAGCACUUUAUGGAAGCCCCGAUGGCCCGGAGAGCUGAGUGGGAUGGAGGAAGGCUGAGAAGCUCAGCAUAAUGAAGGAAUCAACAGAACUGAUGUGGAGUGGAGCUUGUUUCCUUGUGGGCUUUGGUUUUUAAGUGGGAUUUCUUUCAAAAGAUAGGAUCAGCGUUGACUGAGUUGUGAAUUCUCUUCCCUUAUACAAAGAACAAGGAAUUGCUGCUAUUUAUUUUUUAAGAAGUUUCACGUUACAAAGACUUUGCUAGAAUGUCAAGUUUGUGGAUCUGUACAGACCUUCAGUACGACUACAACCUUCAGGAGAAUCCAAUUUGAGAAGAGAAGCUACUUAGGUAACAAUUCGUAGUAGGUAAUGUUUUGUAUUUAUGUAAGAUAAACAGCUUUCUCAGACUUUUCUUAUUCCAAGUCUUGGAUAUCUUUUCCGAACAAACACAAUUGGUUUUAUGGUAGUAAACAUGCCAAACCUUGUUAUCAUCUGUAUUAUUUCUUGCAGUACCACCGGGAUCAUGCUGUCUGUCUGCUAUCAGUCUGAGUUCAAGUGGGUACGCAGUGCUUUACUUUGGAGGCCAGGAGGAUGUUACACUUUAGGAGUUCCCACCUCAGUAGUCCCUUCAGUAAGGAAUAGUGCCUCAUCACCAAUCUGAAUUAAGACUUCUCUAACUAUGGAUGGAACUGCAGCCCCCGCCUCAAAAGCUCCCCAUGAGCUCCAAAACAAAGUUGCCAGUGUUUAAUUCAAAAAAACUGCAACUUUUCCAUGGUCCUUCCCUGCUGCUUUCCCUCUGUGAUGCCCAAAGCGAGCAGCGAAUGUUAGCAACAGGAACACCGGGAGUUAACACUCAGCAGCACUCUCAAGUGAGAGACCUGCUUUCUGAAUGGGCACAGAUACCCUCUGGAGAAACUUUUCCUAAUAUAUUACAAAGAAAAAAACAAACAACAACGUCAGGAAAAGAGAACUGAGAGGAAAAAUCUCAGUCUAAUGAACUAUAUACAUCCUGCAUCAGGUCUGUGUAUUUAUGUAUCGUGAAUGUUUUCAUAACUUUAUUGCCUGUAAGCUGCUUUCAUACAUAUAAUAAAAUUAUUUUGUGAAGAGAGGGUCAAAUAAAGCAAUCGACAUGGCAUUUGUUAAAUACA
Molecule: messenger RNA, 4944 nt
Organism: Coturnix japonica (Japanese quail)
Lineage: Eukaryota; Metazoa; Chordata; Aves; Galliformes; Phasianidae
Source: RefSeq, a predicted model, not a curated record